CCUAGCAUUUGUCCACAACACAUUUCACUCAAACCUUGCGCGCUAAUGACACGUCUGUCAGUGAUAAACCCCGUGACGUCAUUAAACGUCAUCAAACAAAGAGUAAACAUGUUGUGUUUCGCCUCGAAUGUACGUCAUUGAAUGUAAGCCGAAUGUGAGCUAAUUACUCGUUCCAGCAGACGUCGGCCAGGCUAAUGUGAGCUAGCUGAUUAGCUCACAUUGCUAGGGUUCUUCCUCUACCUGCUUUAGUAUUCCAUCAUGCGGCUGGCGUCCCCUCGUCACAGCUCAUAUAUUCCGUCGUGCCGGCAAACGCCAUCGUCGCCACAGUGGACUCAUGUUAACCUUGUCAGAGAGAGAUGUGCAGUUAAAUGAGUUUUGAUGGUAGAAGUCUGAAGUCUACACUCGGGCGGCCAUCUUGAAUAGACCUGUGGCUCACAGGAGGAAGUCAGCCCGCCUCUCGAACCUCCUCGCCGGCCACUGAAAGCACCAACAAGACCCCCCGCCGUCAGUUGGGAGUCAAACAGCAGCAAUAGCAUUUUUAAUAGCUAACGUGAGUGUUUAUGACCCGCCAUGUAAACGUCACACCUCCGGUCCGCAGGGGGCGCUGACUCAACACGACGCAGAGGUCGUCGAAGAAGAGCACAGAACAUCAACAACAACAACAACAACAAACUACUGUACACUGGCAAUAUGAUUUCAACCAGAAGACUAAGCAAGGAGCUUGAGGAAAUCCACAAUUCUGGAUUCAAACAGUUUCGCAACAUAGAAGUGGACGACGCAAACAUUUUGAACUGGCAGGGACUCAUUGUUCCUGAAAGCCCCCCCUAUGACAAAGGAGCCUUCCGGGUGGAAAUCAUCUUCCCCACAGAGUACCCUUUCAAGCCCCCCAGGAUCACCUUCAAGACCAAAAUCUACCAUCCCAACGUGGACGAGAAGGGCGGUGUGUGUCUCGGCAUAAUCAGCAUCGAGAACUGGAAGCCUGCCACCAGGACAGCUCAAGUCAUCCAGUGUCUCAUCUCCCUGGUGAAUGUCCCGCAACCCGAACGCCCCCUGAGGGCGGACUUGGCCAACGAGUACACGGAAAACCGAGAUCUGUUUAUGAGGAACGCCGAGGAGUACACAAGGACACACGGUGAGACGCGACCCCUGGACUGAUGUGCUCCUUGUUUCUUUUAAAGACCUUCUGGUGACUAGUCGGGCUGCGGCAAAAGACAAGCUGAAAGUGUCCUGAACUAUUUAAUGUAUGUAAGCACAACUGUGUGCUCAUGUUUGUACGCUUUAACACCGUCUUCUUAUUACUUUGUGGUCUUACUCUUGAGGGUUGACAAUGUUCAAAACUGAUGUUUGAAUCUGGUUUGGGUGGUGGAACCAAAAGGGGUCCUGGGUCAUGUUUUAGGGCUGAUGAAUGCUUGAAAAUGUGCAGCUUUAUUUCCAUACUCUCUUUCCAGCAUGUUGAACUGUGAAUUGUAAAUAAUUGGGAUUUUGAUGUAACUUGUCAGCAUGUUCAAAAUAAACUACUU
Messenger RNA from Entelurus aequoreus (snake pipefish), 1520 nucleotides. It is a transcript of the gene ube2l3a, whose product is annotated as ubiquitin-conjugating enzyme E2L 3a. NCBI's taxonomy places the organism in Eukaryota, Metazoa, Chordata, Actinopteri, Syngnathiformes, Syngnathidae. The record is from RefSeq and is a predicted model, not a curated record. Bases 691 to 1155 code for a protein of 154 amino acids. The transcript is spliced from 5 exons.